This is a messenger RNA of Lymnaea stagnalis (great pond snail), 26080 nucleotides long. The record is from the annotation of a GenBank genome assembly. Lineage: Eukaryota; Metazoa; Mollusca; Gastropoda; Lymnaeidae.
GUGCUGGAUAACAACAGUGUAGGUGGAGUCCUAGUGGAUAUAGUGGAUUAAGUCGUUGUUUUAUGUGCACAUUAAAGUACGCCGGUCGUUGUUUAUGCAAGGUUAAGGAGCUCGUGCACAUCUCCAUCAGAGUGAGUUUUUAUCCUAGUGCCACUCAAGGUAGUCAACUCUGGACUUUCAGCCACGCAAAGGGAGUUCACAGUAAAACAGUUAUCAUUGCCAUCCAUUUUUUAAAUUGCAUUUAAUUCUGCACAAGGGAGCGCAUUCUGAGCAUUUUGGCAAGGGAGAGUACUGCAGUUGGACAAUGGACAAGGGGACCGAACUGAUGUUCUUACUGUCGCUGCUCUUGCUGGUAAAAAAAAACUAAUUGUGUUUUUUUUUUUUUUAAAUGGGAUUUUAUUUUUCCUUUAUAAAAAAACCAAAGACUACACUGCAGACCAAUAUUAUGCCCAAUAUUAUGCCCAAUAUUAUGCCCAAUAUUAUGCCCAAUAUUAUGCCCAAUAUUAUGCCCAAUAUUAUGCCCAAUAUUAUGCCCAAUAUCAUGCUCAUGGACUCAUAAUUAGAGCUGUAUUAUGAGAGUUAUCGGUAUGUAACAUGGGCGUAUUACCAGGAAAUUAUUGUGUUGACAAAUUAAAACGAAGGGAAAAAUUGGGGUGGGGUUCGUGGGAGAGCGAGGCAUGCGUCCAGCCGCACAAACAUUUGAGAAAAUAAUAAGGUCUAUGGCUAGGAUCCGAUGAAGAUGAACUUGUGAUGUUAGGCAGCAUGAGCCUUGUCCUUAUUCCUCCUAUCUGGUGUAUCGGAUGGCUGAGGACGAGGGAGUAACUGAGGAUGUGAGGAAGGUGAGCCAGUAGUCGUGUGUGUGGUGUGUAAAAUUGACACAGGAUGGAAAUGAAAUGGCAAAACGAGGUACGUGGAAGCUUGAAUUUAAGGACAGGACAAUAAGAUUAGAACAUUUCAGCAUAGAGCCUUCCUCGGCGCACAGGAAAAAUGAAAAUAUCACAAGGAACAGAGCACAGUAAACAACUCAAGAAAUAUCCAUCGUUGUUGCCGGAACGAGUGUCCUACACAGUUACUUUAGUCCUUAUGUUUGCUUUAAAUUUGAGUUCAAAGUCUGAUUACGGCCGGCUGGUAAUAUUUGAGCGUAGGUUUCGAAAUGAAAUCUAUUAAAAGAAAGUGUACCAAUAUAUGCAAGUAUAAGUCGCAAUGAAUCACACAAAAUAACCCGAAUGGACUACUUCCAUGUUGAAAUUUUUAAUCUAAAAAAAAUUUGGAUUUUCAAUCAUCCUAGAACACUGAAGUUUGAUACCAAAGAUACUGAUACCACCAGAGUACUUAAAAGAUUUAUUUAAAAAAAAAAAAAACGCAUUUCAAUUCAAUCAUCCUAGAACCCUGAAGUUUGAUACCAAAGAUACUGAUACCACCAGAGUACUUAAAAGAUUUAUUUAAAAAAAAAAAAAACGCAUUUCAGAGGGGACCUCGUUUGGGGGUGGGGUGGGGGUUUGGGGGGGAUUGGGGACAGAUAGCAAAAAUCUGGUAGGGAGAAUCAUGCAUGGCUAACGGGAAAAUCCAUUAGGAGAAAGUCCUUUAAAGAUUAAUAUCUUCAGCAUCGUUCAGUGUCAUUCUAAAAUUCCUAAUGUGUUUGUUUUUUUUUUGUUUUUUUUUUUUGUUGUUUUGUUUUGCUCAGCGUUGGAGCAUGCGGCAACAUAUUUUUUUUCAACGAAUGUUUGCGUAUACCUAAAAAGUUUACUAUUACCACUUACCACCAAGCGACGUGGACACUCUUCAUAUUUUUCAUGAACAUUUGGUUAUUGUGUUGAACGCGACAACAGUAUUUCUGGAAAUGGUUAAACUAGAAAUGAGCUGAUAUCUCCGUAACGUGUUUGACAUUUCUAAGACCGGAAAACGUCAUAUCACACUAGGUAAUAUAUGUUACUACUUUAAGGAAAGGUUUUCGUUCAAAACAUGACAGCUAACAAUUUUUUUCAGCAUAAACAUAUAUACAUAUUUGAGAUGAUGUGCUUUAAAAAAAAUAAAAAAAUAGGUAUAUAUUGUAUAAUCAAUCAAUUAAAGUUGACCCCCGCCCCUCGGGGAGCGAACAACGGGUGUAUUCUUCUUCUUCUAUUUCUUAAGGGCCCACGAUCGACGUAUUGAACAUUCUGGCUCCUAUGUAUGUAGAGGGGAUUCGCAAUGUUUCUGUCGCUGUUAUUGAAGAGGAUAUUAAAAUGGAUAGGUGCAAGUGAAAGAUAAAAUCAGCUUUUAUAACUGAGCCCCUACCGAAUCGUAAUUACACAAUGACGUCAUUUGUUGGGUACUUUAAAAAAAAAAAAGAGUGUGUGUUAGAGUGUGGGGUGUGUAAGGGUGUGAGUGUAUGAGUCUGGGGGUGUAUGAGGAUAGGGUUGUUUGAAGGUGUCGGGUUGGGGGGGGGGCGUGUUUCAUGAAGAGGGUGUUUGACCAUAGUGUGUGUUUUUUGUUUGUUUGUUGUUGUUUUUUUUGGGUUGGGGGGGUGUUUCAUGAAGAUGGUGUUUGACCAGAGUGUGUGUAUGAGGAUAGUUGGUUAUGGUAUCCAAAAAUAUGACAAUACAUUUGUCAGAACCUAUAUCCUAAGUUAAAUUAUCUUGGAUGGCUGUCCGUGGACUUAUUAUAAACCUGCUAUAAUGCGGGCAAUAAUUACACUGGACAGGCGAUGAUAAAUCUCAGAGUCAGGGCAGAUAACAAAGGGUGGAGCGUGACACCAGCACCUGAUACAGUGAAUGAACUCCCCCUGGUAACUGUCAGUUUGUAUGCUGCUUUUGUGCUGCCACACGAUUAUGGUCCAUUGUUUCACUGCUGAGAGGAAACGUUGGGGGGGGGGGGGUGAGACGAGAUGGGGGGAGCGAGUGAGAAGGGGGGGGGGGGGGGAGACGAGGUGGGGGGAGAGAAUGAGACGAGUCAGGGGAGAAGGUGAGACUAGUCGGUAGAGAGAGUGAGACGAGUCAGUGGAGAAGGUGAGACUAGUCGGUAGAGAGAGUGAGACGAGUCGGAGGAGAGAGUGACACGAGUCGGAGGAGAGAGUGAGACGAGUUGGAGGAGAGAGAGAAUUUGAAGGGGGGGGGGCACUGGCGUAACUGGGAUGGUGCAACUCCACAAAAAAAACCAACUGCAUUAUGAGACAUUUGUGCUAAAAUGCCACCCGGGGCGGACAGCCCACUCAACCGCUAACCUCCCUAGGCCUCUGGCUGGAGGGGCGGGUGAGAAAAAACGUUGAAUGUAUUUUAAUCUUGACACAACUGUAGGAGGAGAAGGGGGGGGGGGCAGGGACGGAUAACAGGGCAACAGUUGGUAUGAAUUUAACCAAUAAUUGUCUACACGGCAUGUCAGUUCUCACUUGAUUGUGUUUGAAACUCUAGCAGAUGACCUGGGGGAAAAUGUCGAGUUUUGAGACUAAAAAGAUAUCCUACUCAUUAAAACGAAAGUUCCAAUAGUCCCCGGGCGUUAGCUGAGACAAUUUGGUUUCAUUAUUAAGUUUAAGAGUGUUUAUAUUUGUUUUAAGAAAAGGAUGGGGGGGGGGGCGCAAAUUGUUCAAAUAAUUCCACGCUAUAAUUGAAUUAUGCAAGGGACGUUACUAAUCUUUAAAACACUUUAAAGAGUAGCCCCCCCCCCCCCCCCCCCCCCAACCCCCAUCCCCCCCCCCCCUUUGGAUACGCUGCUGGGGGGGGGGGUUCCGUGAGUUUACCACAAAAUUGAAUUUUGUGAUCUAAAAACCUCGCUAUUAUUUACAUUCUUUCACAGUCAACUAAACGUAGGGCAAAAUAACAAACCAACCCAAACAACUCCAGAUUGUCAAUGUUCAAAUGUGCGUGCUACUAUCACGACCAUGUCUAUGACUGUAAGACAUGUUGUGGAAUGUGUUUUAUGUGCACAGCUUUGAAAUCCCAUUUUCCGCCAUGUUAGCAUUUUGUGUGUGUGUGUCUGUUACACUCAGCUGGUCUCUAACACGUGUACCGCCUUGAACCCGUGCCACGAGUUGGCACCAUCUAUUUAGAGAGGGUAAGAGAGCAAAAAAACAAUGACCCAAAACAACUCAAGUCUGCUUUUAAUUGUUUGUGUGUGUUUUUUUUUUUUUUAAAUCUCCGAAACUUCAAAUUAUGUCAAAUGUUUGAUGUGUGUGAGAGCUCUGCGUGAGUUCACAUAGGGCUAGAUACUAAUACAACGACAGCUGCUAGAAUUGUAUGUAUUUGUAAGGGUCUGAGGUUUGUAUUUAAGUUUCAAGGGAGGACAAAUAGGAAGGAAGCUUAACAGCAUUUACUUCUUUACGAGUUUUUUUUUUUUUAUUCUGGUCGGAAAAAGGGGGGUGAUUUUUAAAUUUUUUUAAAUUCAAUUUAUUUUUGUUGGGGAAGGGAAAUUAAUCUUUGUAUUAAAACAAGAUUUCACUUGAUAUAAUGAUUUCUCUUAUGUUGUAUGUCCAGUGAACAUACGUUACCUGAAAAGCAAAGGCACGCCUACAAACACAAGCAACUUUAGGUCGUCGCAAGGCCUCCAUCUGUACGCGCGGAUAUUCACGGGCACGCCCCGCGCAAAGAAGGGGACAUAAUCCAUACAUACGACAUAACAAGUUACUAUUACGUCCUGCAGGUUACCGAUAAUCUCCCUUUUGUUAAAGGCUAGGAAACUCUACGCUCCCGACUUGAACUUGAGCAGAAGUGGGACGUCAUUCUCAAACUGGUAAAAGGAGUACAAUCCCGUACUUGUAACAACACCAUUGGAGGGGGGGGGGGCGGGUAUGAUACUGAAGAUGGAAUACAACAUGGGGCGCGAGUCUCAAACUGAUAUACAUGUGCACUGUGCGGCAUGAGACACGUUUCUAUGAAAUGGAAAUUACAUAUUAGAAUGUGUGUCACUGGGUCAUGUUAGUUAAUUAGGGAGGAUUCAGUUUUAUUUUUUACUCGCACAGCAUUCUCACAAACAUUUCUACUUAUGCCAGCACACUUUGGGAACCGCUGGAUCUAUUUAAGAAAUGUGUUUUGUUGUGCGUGAAAUCGAAUUACGGGGAUUUUAGCCGUGUGGAUUAGUGUAACAUUCGGUUUAAAGUAGGCCUAUGUGGAUACUGUUACAUAAUAUGGAUGUGUACAUAGUUCAUUUAGCGUUGCGGUUUUUGUUCCCCUCCAUAUGCGAGGAAUAGUAAUAAAAUAUGUUAGUUAUAUAUUCGCAUGCAUAAUCUCUGCUGCAGGACUUAAUUUAUUAUACCAUGGACCGGAUCUCACAAGUACUAAUCACGGAGGGAAUCACAUGAGCAUGUGUAAAUUACAAUUAUAUUGUAUGAGGUAUGAGUACAUUACCAAUGAAGAGAUGACAUUAGUACAUGACCAUAGAAAUCCUCCAAAGACACGGCAAUGUUCGUCCUUGAGCUGUAUUUUAUGUGAGGCAAGAGUUGCUCAGUUCGUCAACCUCACUGUCUCCUCCUCGUCUUGCUUUUUCAAAUGGUAAGACUUAGCCAAGACGACUGGGAAAUAGAUCAUACUGAGUUGCCAGAAUUUUCAUUGUGUUUUGUUGUUUUUUUUGUUGUUGUUGCUUGGCCAGACUUUUGCUAGGGAUCGAACUCCGGUCCACAAACUUGGGAUUGGAUCAGUACGACCACUCGGCCACUCUACCACUAAUGACUUACCACACUACCUUCUCACUCAAUGCUCAGACUGUAAACGCUAACAAUAUAGCGUGUACCCAAAUGACAAGACUGCAGACACUACGUCAUAGCUACAAAACUGCACUCAAAACACAUCUCUUUAAACUAUACCACCCUGACUGAUUCGUCCUCCUCUGACCGAUAAUGAUCUUGUUGGCUGCCGUCCAUGAUUUGCCUUGUAAAAGUCCUGGGGUUCAUGCUGUUCUUUAUAUCAAAAUUGUAUUUGAUUUUAAUGUCAUGAUUAUGUCUCUUUUGAUAAUAUUUUUAUGUACAGCGCGGUGAGCCCAGCCCUAGGCUGGGGUACCGCGCUAUAAAAGACCACUAAUUAUUAUUGUUAUUAUUAUUACAUAAAAAUCGCGCCACAGUACGUCGCAAGCCUGAUGGCGCCAAAAAGCGUUCAUUAACCAAAGUAAAACACAAGACACACGGCGCACAAUAAAUCACCCCAUUCGGUGCGAAACAAUUUCAAGACAGUGGAAUUCUCGUCUCUGAAUCAAAAAACCUUGUGGUAGACCAAGGAUAUUCAGCUCUAAAAAAAAAAAUCAUAUUGAAUUUCUAUAUUACAGUAAACAGCGCGAUGAUGUAGUCAGUGAUUGAGAAAAAUGACAUUUGGCUAAAAAAAAAAAAGGGGGGGGGGGGGGGUCGAGGGGCUAAGAUCAAGAACUCUUUGAGAUCCAUAACAAUGGUUUAAGUUAUCUGCAUUUUUUUAAACCUCAAAUUUAUGUGUCUAUGUUUAGUAGCUGAUGCCUUGUGUGCAUGUGAUUUCACUAUUGUGAGACUGGCAUUAUAUAAACCAACAAAUUUCAAGAUAUAUUAUAAUAUAAUUCCUAAGCGCAUCUUGUCCGCCCCCGCUCUCAUUGCGCAAAGCGAUGCGCUCUCAUUUGCUGCUUCCCCCGUCGUACGCACAAUAAGCACUCAAAAUAACACCGAUAGAGUCAACACAACUAAGCAUUGGUGGAUAUAUGGAACGCCAUCUGGAAUUAUUAUUAUGAAGCAUGCUCUUCUUUCCGUAUUAUACUCACGCAACGGGGUUACUUUGACACAGCUAGUAAAUAACAACAAAAAUGUACUACCAGCAUCGUCUUGAUAAAAUAGUACUUAAAUAUGCCAACAGAUCGUCUUAUUAUUUCAAACUUUCACAAUUUUUUUACGUGAUUUUCUCGUUUAUUAUUUCCAUGUUUAAGCCCCUGCCAUUGUUAAUCAAGUAACAUUGUCAUUCAAUAAAAUAAAUAAAAAAAAAAAAAAAAUCUGGAUAUGUAUGGAACACUCCUGACUCUUAUGGAACACUCCUGACUUAACAUCUCUUAUGGUUUGUAUAAUUUUCCCCAAGGAGGAAUCCUAUUAGCUCUCUCAUAUUUGCCAAUCAUUGUUAAAAAAAUAAAUUUAAACACAAAAUUAAUUCUUUUUAAAAUACUUAUUAAAUUAUUAAAUUUCAAGGACUCGGAUAUCUAUUACUACCAAUAUUUUGAGAGAAGUUGACCCAAUUUCUCCUUUCUCAGACCUAAGUCCCAGUGUUUUCGUUAAUGCGCAGAAGAGCAAGUUAAUUGAACACAAAAUAUUCAUGAAUCUAUUUUUUUUUUUUUUUUUUUUUUUGGUCGUUUCAGUUAACAGUAACAGCCUAGAGGUAAACAUUAGUUCCACCAGCAAUUUUCCCGAUCACGAAGAAGUGGCAAACGUUUUACUUACUUUCAUCAGAAAUUCGAUUAUUAUACAGAGCAAGUGUUAAGACCUGUUAACUGUACUUGUAAGUCAAUUUAUCUCCUCCAUAACGAAAGAAUCCUAGCAACGCCAUACUUCAUACAUCGCGUACGCUAUUCGUCCUUUUAAAAGGAAAAUAUCCCCCCCCCCAAAUAUCCCCCUCUCUCUCUCUCUCUCUCUCUCUCUCUCUCUCUCUCUGUGUGUGUGUGUGUGUAUAUCUCUAUCUCUUUCUCAUUUAUUUAACCCCCCACCCCUUUAAAAGCCCAAACGCCCUCUUAAAAAAAAGAUAAAAAGAAAGAAUAUUAAAAAAAAAAUAGAGAACGAAUUAACUGGGAAUUAUCACUGUUUUUCUUUGUUCCAUUUAAGUUUAUCUUGACUAUGAAAGAAUGACUUCAGAAAGGUAUAAGCUGUCGCAAUCGUACAAGUUGAUGCACCCUUAUCCCGUCUCAUGAUGGGGUGGGUGGAGGGGAUAUACAAUUAUUUAUCUUAACGGAUUGAGGAUUGAGGCGAAGACGAAGACUUAACAGAUAAUAAUAAAGAAUCCAAGAUAAGAGAUUAGCAAUUGGAAAAGGAAGUAAGGGGUGGGUGGGUUGAGGUGGAAAUAAAAUGUAUUGUGUACCUAUCAGUAGAACUUACCUGUCAGUUCCCAUGUGUGCUCAAUACCUGAUGCGCGUGUUGGAGUGACAUUCCCCGGCUCGCACACACAUACAUACACACACACUCGCACACAGGUACACGCACACACCCACACUAACACACAAAUACACAUACACACCAAACCUUAGAGGAAGUGAGAAACUAACAAACUUGGCCCCCGUCCAACUUUGAAAUCGAAAUCCGUGGCAGCACCCUGGCCAGGAAUUGUUGGCAUCGUCUUUGCCCUGGUGGAGAUUUCGGCGAGUGAUGUGUGUCGUGUACGGGGGGAGGGGGGUGGGCGCUAAGAUAUGAAAUUAUCGAUAAAGCGUUCAAAAUACAUAUCUUUGACAGUGUCCUUUUGCCUGGCUUUGCUGGAAUUAUUGGCUCUUUGCACUUUUUUUUUUUUACAACGCUUCGUGGUCUGCUGUUGUAAAAUAAAAUAAAAUAGUUACAACUUACUAAUUAAUGUGUCCGUGUAAGUAUUUUUUACAAUAAAGGUUACAUUUGUUGAGAAGAUGAACUCGUGACAGCCCAUCUCCUUUUAAUUUGCCACCGAGCGCACCAACCUCUUUACUAUGUUACUUCACGUGUUACACACCACUACCCCCUCUCCCCCCCCCCCCCCCCCCACCCCCAUGAUACAUCACAGCAAACUUUUUAUUUCACGCCCAUUAACUAUAUUAAAUAUUCUGAUGUCCCAGCCGCGUUGAAACCGAAUAUUUUUCCACCGUAUUUAAAUUGAGAAAAUUUCAUCUUCCGAAAAGAAAAUAUUAUGCACCAAACGCAGUUACGUUAUAUGUAAAAAAAAAAAAUCAUUUAGCUUAGGUAUCGGGAAUUAUAUUUUGCGCGCUAUUGAACUCAUUAUUGAACGAUACUUUCUUUCAAAUAUUUAGAAUUAUUUUUAAUAUACUCUCACUACCCAGUACGCUGAUUAGGAAGCAGUCCACGAGUCACACCAGAAGCGUAACAUAUGUACGAGAUCCUCGGGUUUUAAAUCACAUUUUUACACACCCCGUGGUGCACUUAAAAGUUUACCAUUUUACGCACCAAAUGCUACGCACCACUGCUACAAAUAACUUUUCUGUCUUCCCCAGACAACAGACGCUGUCACCACCGCCCCGCUGAAGCUGAUAGUCAGCACAGUUGAUCAGGUGGGUCUUGUCUUUGUUCUUUUCAUCGUGUGUGACCAUAUCUUUCUAGUAUUUCUCACCAUUUUGCUCAUGUGUGCGUGAGUGAAUGUGUGUGUUUGUGUGUAUGUGUCACCAUGUCUUUCUAGUAUUUCACACCGUGUUGCUCAUGUGUGUGUGUGUGAGUGAAUGUGUGUUUGUGUGACCAUAUCGUUCUAGUAUUUCACACCAUGUUGCUCAUGGCAGUGUGUGUGAGUGAAUGUGUGUGUUUGUCACCAUAUCUUUCUAGUAUUUCCCACCGGGUUGCUCAUCAAGAUAUAAUACAGUGCCUAUAAAGCAUGUGUGUUGCUAUUUUAAAAUCAAGUCUAAAAUGAUACUUUGGGGGGGGGGGGGGUGAAACAUCCACACAUGAGAUUGAUUUCAUUGUACUUAGAUCCGAGAAUAAAUCUAGACCUACGGCAUGAUGGUAACAACAUCACAUAAACCAAAGUUAAUGGUAUGAUGGUAACAGCAUGUCACACAACCCAUACACCGAUGGUAUGAUGGUAACAACAUCACAUAAACUAAAGUCAAUGGUAUGAGAAAAAAAAACAACAUCACAUAAACUAAAAUCAAUGGUAUGAUGGUAACAACAUCUCAUAACGUCAGAAUCACCGGAGGAUGGGUAUUAACUUUCACUAAGCUAGAUCAGGGGGUUGGGAUCAAGCGGCUGGUGAGCCGCAUGUUGCUCUUUCAUCGUUCUCUUGUAGCUUUUGGAUGCUGCUAGUUCCUAGAUCAAAAUUUAAUAUUUGGCUCCUCUUGUCCUAAGACGGUUCCCGAGACCUGAUCUUUAGAUCAGUGUUAUGGCGGUAACAACGUCACGUGACACAAUGACUCUUAUCACCUUCCAGGAGCCUUUCAUUACCCGCGAGCCCACCGCCCAGGGGGAGAAGUACAGUGGCUACCUGGUCGACCUUCUGAACGAGGUGUCCAGGCGGGCAGAGUUCACCUACGAGUUCAAGCAGUCGUCAGAUGGAACCAUCGGGGCGAACAGACCCACCGGCUGGACUGGGGUCAUCGGUGACGUCAUUUCCGGGGUGAGUGGACAAUUUUCAGGUUGUCGUUUUUUUUUCUCCAUAAUUAUACUGUGCGGUCAUGCUAGUUCAUUGUUUUGCGUUUUCACAUUCACAUGCCUAAAAAAUGACUUUACAACUGUUUCCGGUAUCAGAAAGCCGAUAUUGGCGCCACGGCCUUGACAGUGACCCCACAGAGGGAGGAGGUCGUUGACUUUACCAAGCCAUUCAUGUCCAACAGCGUCAACCUUCUCGUCCAAAAGCCCACGUGGACUGACCUUGGCCUUGGCUAUCUAGUCCGACCUUUCUCAGCUGGUGAGUCUUUUGACAGAUUAAAUUAUACAUAUUUAUAUACAUAUAUAUAUAUUUAUAUAUUAUUUUGUUGCAUUUGUAACUAGCUAGCUCAAAGUGCUGACCAAAACAAUACAUAGAAAUGCAAAUUUUCACCCCAAGAAAUAAAAUAAAUAUUACAGAAGCCUUGGCCUUAAUUCUGAAUCAUACAGAAAGACGGGGAAUGCUUGAGUAAUCUGAUCUCUAUUACAGCUAAGAAACGUAAGAAGUUAUUUUAAAGAAAUAUUUAUUUCGAUUUCAGCUAAUAAAUAUAAUAAAGCAUCUAUGGUUUCUAAAAGCGAACAAAUAAACACACAGCCAACAACAAAUGCAAGCGAAACAACUCAUCUCUUAAGAUUGUGGUAAAUUUGUUAAGAAUUUGAAAGAGGAGGCAAUAGCACAUUAUAAAAAUGCAGCCUUUUUAAAAAAAAAAUGGUUGUCUCGCUUGCUCACACUUAUCCUGUUAAUUUAAACAUUCGGACACUGCUCAAUGUCCUGAAAAUGCAACACAGAUCCACAGUUCGCCUAUCCAAGCAAUAGUUUCAGGUACAGGACAGUUAUGGAGGCUUUUUGGAACUGACAUAAUAAACAUCGUGCACCCCAUUAUUUUUUUUUUUAUAAUAUAUAAUAAAUGGAUACAUUAAUCAUACCAUACUUUCUUACAACAUGCGACAUAGCUAUAGAUGGACUUAAGAGAACAUUUUCAACAUUCUUUAUAAAGCAUCGAAAUCCUUUUGCAAAAAUCCUAUUUGGUAUGAUAUAAAUAGUGGAGCAAGGUAAAUGUGGAAUUUUUGACAGGAUCCCCCCCCCCCCAAAAAAAAAAAAAAAAUUUGAAAAAAUCCUAUUUGGUAUGAUAUAAAUAGUGGAGCAAGGUAAAUGUGGAAUUUUUGACAGGAUCCCCCCCCCCCCCCAAAAAAAAAAGAAAAUUUCGGCUCAGAAGACAGGACAAAUGAAGAAGUGAGGAAGGCUCUUAAACGUUAUUCUUUUAUUGUCCUGUCUUUCUAUUUCAAGCCUCCACACAAAUCUUGUUCUGCUAUUUGCUUCACACAGCUUGAACGCAGUCCUUCAUUUAUUAUCCUUUAAUAUGAUGUGAGACUAAUUGGAAACUGCUACAUUCGCCAGUCAGGGCCGGGUCAGGGUACCGGCAACUCGGGAAGUUCCCCGGGGCGCCAUGUGCUUAGGGUGCAACCAAAUAUCUUCCAAAAUAGGAAAAAUCAGUGCACGUGGGCGCCAUGGACGAAAAAUGGAAAGUGUAAUCAAAUGAAUUGCCGUUCUAAAUGCUAGAAAAAAUAAAAUGUCAUUGGUAGGCAAAUUGUUCAUUUUUCCCACAGUAGGCUAAUUGUUCAUUUUUCCCACAGUAGGCUAGUUGUUCAUACUGCCCACGGUAGGCUAAUUGUUCAUUUUUCCCACAGUAGGCUAAUUGUUCAUACUGCCCACAGUAGGCUAAUUGUUCAUACUGCCCACGGUAGGCUAAUUGUUCAUACUGUCCAUGGUAGGCUAAUUGUUCAUACUGCCUACGGUAGGCUAAUUGUUCAUACUGCCCACGGUAGGCUAAUUGUUCAUACUGCCUACGGUAGGCUAAUUGUUCAUACUGUCCAAAUACAAGUAAAGAAAAGCAAUUUGAUUUUACAUUGUUAACUAGGUAAUAAACUCAUCAACUAAUCCACAGUUUUUUUCCUCGCACACUUUUUUAUGAUUAUACUUAAAAGGGGAGUCAAAUUUAAGCUUGCCCGGGGCGCCAGCAACCGUAGGGCCGGCCCUGACGCCACUGGUGCACUGAGGUAUGACUUUCCUCUAACCCUCCAACAAACCUCUACACCUACACACACUAUGACCUUUGACCCUACUCACCCCACUUCCAUGACCCUACCUCUGACCUCUGACAGACUACUGGAUCAUGAUCCUGGUGGUCCUACUGCUCAUCGGCAUCGUGUUCUUCAUCAUCGGCAAGUUCAGCCCGUACGAGUGGGGCAACGUGGCCGCCGACCGUGAUCCCAGAGGGGCGAAAAACAGCUUCACCCUGAGGAACAGCUACCUCUUCGUCCUCAGUACACUCACAUGGCAAGGUUGGUGUGCAUGUACAUGUGUACGCGCUGUUCAUCUGUGUACAUGUUCUGUUAUUAGGUAUAAGUACUAGAAUUCGAAAAAGAUACUGUAUUGUUUUAAAUUGGAAAUUAUUCUCAUCGAUUAGAGGCAACUUAAAGUUUUUUGGAGAAGAUAAUUCUCACUCACAUCAUGGGAUAACCAGAAACAAUUUUUUGUGUGCUCAAGAUCAGCAUUUCCCAAACGUAUGUUUUCGUGACUCUGUUAUUUUUAUACUUCUCCUUCGUGGCCCAUUAACAUUUGUAUCGCCUAUACCGGCAUAUAGGUUAUAUACUACUGAUAGGAAUGUCCACACAGCUUUCGUAUAUCAUGAUAAAGCUUUUACUCGUACAAGACUAAAUACGUCACACUUCCCCCAAAAUUGUAUUAACGGGUAUAUCACGAUAAUCUAACCAAGAUUUUAAAACUUCCUUUUUUUUUUUAAACUUUCCUCCGUGACCUGGUAAGUUUGCUUUUGUGGUCCGGUACCGGGUCACGACCCGGCAUUUGGGAAACGCUGCUCUAGGUGCAGAAUACCGCAGCACGCAUUGUACCGCGGAUAACGAAAUCUGACCACAUGAUCACCCCAGUUCUUAGGGAUCUCCAUUGGCUUCCUGUAAGUGAGCGCAUUAACUAGAAAAUUCUGUCCCUGGCGUACAGCUGUAUUGAAGGCUCUGUCCCUAGCGUACAGCUGUAUUGAAGGCUCUGUCCCUGGCGUACAGCUGUAUUGAAGGCUCUGUCCCUGGCGUACAGCUGUAUUGAAGGCUCUGUCCCUGGCGUACAGCUGUAUUGAAGGCUCUGUCCCUGGCGCACAGCUGUAUUGAAGGCUCUGUCCCUGGCGCACAGCUGUAUUGAAGGCUCUGUCCCUGGCGCACAGCUGUAUUGAAGGCUUUGCUCCGGAAUAUCUUAAAGAACUGAUUUAUAAACACGUAUCCUUAAAGAUCCUGCGGUCUCCAACACAGUCCUUAAUGAGAGUUCCCAGUGUGGAUGGACACAGUGCGGUCUCCAACACAGUCCUUAAUGAGAGUUCCCAGUGUGGAUGGACACAGUGCGGUCUCCAACACAGUCCUUACUGAGAGUUCCCAGUGUGGAUGGACACAGUGCGGUCUCCAACACAGUCCUUGCUGAGAGUUUCCAGUGUGGAUGGACACAGUGCGGUCUCCAACACAGUCCUUGCUGAGAGUUCCUAGUGUGGAUGGACACAGUGAGGUGUCCAACACAGUCUUUGCUGAGAGUUCCCAGUGUGGAUGGACACAGUGCGGUCUCCAACACAGUCCUUGCUGAAAGUUCCAAGUGUGGAUGGACACAGUGCGGUCUUCAACACAGUCCUUACUGAGAGUUCCCAGUAUGGAUGGACACAGUGCGGUCUCCAACACAGUCCUUACUGAGAGUUCCCUGUGUGGAUGGACACAGAACAAAGUCUUGCGGAGUGCGCUCUUUUGAAGCGAUAGCACCAAAUUAUGAAACAGCUGCCCCAAUCUUUGAGGGAAAAUGAAAAUGAUAAAAAAUCAUUUAAGAAACAUUCAAAGACAUUUUUUAAAUUUAAAUAGAUUUUAACAACAUCAGAGAGCCUUGAGCAUGCUAAAGUAGCAUGGAUACAAGCGCUAUAUAAAUAUUCAAUUAAAUUCAACUUCUAGCCAACGUGUUUUAGAUCUAGUGGAAUAGAUAAAUGGGGUAAAUAUAGUUGUCUUGAAAAUUAUUUAAAAAGCAACCUGUUCAGUAGAGAAAACAGUACUAAACAAGAUGUCACAAUGGAUAGUUCUUAUCUGCAGUACUAAACAAGAUGACACAAUGGACAGUUCUUAUCUGCAGUACUAAACAAGAUGUCACAAUGGAAAGUUCUUAUCUGCAGUACUAAACAAGAUGUCACAAUGGACAGUUCUUAUCUGCAGUACUAAACAAGAUGUCACAAUGAAAAGUUCUUAUCUGCAGUACUAAACAAAAUGUCACAAUGGACAGUUCCUAUCUGCAGUACUAAACAAGAUGACACAAUGGACAGUUCCUAUCUGCAGUACUAAACAAGAUGACACAAUGGACAGUUCCUAUCUGCAGUACUAAACAAGAUGACACAAUGGACAGUUCCUAUCUGCAGUACUAAACAAGAUGACACAAUGGACAGUUCCUAUCUGCAGUACUAAACAAGAUGACACAAUGGACAGUUCCUAUCUGCAGUACUAAACAAGAUGACACAAUGGACAGUUCCUAUCUGCAGUACUAAACAAGAUGACACAAUGGACAGUUCCUAUCUGCAGUACUAAACAAGAUGACACAAUGGACAGUUCCUAUCUGCAGUACUAAACAAGAUGACACAAUGGACAGUUCCUAUCUGCAGUACUAAACAAGAUGACACAAUGGACAGUUCCUAUCUGCAGUACUAAACAAGAUGACACAAUGGACAGUUCCUAUCUGCAGUACUAAACAAGAUGACACAAUGGACAGUUCCUAUCUGCAGUACUAAACAAGAUGACACAAUGGACAGUUCCUAUCUGCAGUACUAAACAAGAUGACACAAUGGACAGUUCCUAUCUGCAGUACUAAACANCUAUCGUCUACAUGUCACACAGCCGAGAUUUAUACAAUCACACUAUCGUCUGAUUGAUUGAUACUAUGAAAUGUUGAUCAUUUAAACGUUUUCUGAUUUAUUGACCAUACAUAUUAUAAAUAGUGUUGCGUCCAUAUAACCAUUUUUUGUUUGUUUUAUUUUGUUUGAACAACAGGCCUGAACAGAUGCCAAAUAUGCCUUUUAGGACUUACGAAGAACUUUUCGAGAGCUCAGAUAUCCGUGUUGGUGCCUUAAGCUUUGGCUCCACGGAGGUAAGUGUGCAGCACCCGACAACUAACCAGUGUAAAUAGACAUGAUAUUUUCGCUACGCCAAAUGCAGGAGAAAUGUCGUGAACAGUAUAUGCCUCUUUAUAUUGCCUUCAUAGACCUGACCAAGGCAUUGGACUCGGUAAGUCGAAGAGGCCUUUUCAGUAUCUUGCAAAGAAUAAGUUGUCCCCCACGACUGCUCACAAUAAUACAGUCAUUUCACAAAAACAUGCACAGCACAGUAACUUUCAAUGGCACUGUCUCUGAGUCAUUCCCAGUUAGCAGCGGAGUAAAACAGGGUUGUGUACUAGCACCAACUCUCUUUUCCAUUUUCUUUUCAAUGCUCCUUCAAUUUGCCUUCAGUGACUGUGAAAAUGUAGUGUACGUCCAUACAAGAUCUGAUGGAAGACUGUUCAAUAUCGCCCGCCUUCGUGCAAAGACCAAAGUAAAAAAGGUGCUGAUUCGUGAACUGCUGUUCGCUGACGAUGCCGCCUUAACAUCUCACACAGAAGAAGGUCUGCAGGGGCUGGUUAAUCGUCUAUCACACGCUUGUAAAGAGUUUGGCCUUUCGAUUAGUCUACAGAAAACUCAUGUAAUGAUGCAAGAAGCACCGUCCCCUCCAAUCAUAUCUAUUGAGGGUCAUAACCUUUCGGUUGUUGAUCAUUUCAUAUACCUGGGAUCCAAUAUUUCUAGUUCUCUCUCCGUUGAUGAAGAGAUAAAUAUCAGGAUCACAAAAGCAGCAGCUCCUAUGGCUAAACUGAAUAAGUGGGUGUGGAAUAAUCUCAAUCUAACUGAUAAAACAAAAAAUAAGUGUCUAUCAGGCAUGCUAACUUAGCGCGCUCCUAUAUGGACCACAUAUACCAGUCAGGAGCGGAAACUCAACAGCUUCCACCAAAGAUGCCUGCGUCGCACUUUGCUCAUUCGUUGGCACGACAGGGUGCCUAACGUAGAGGUUUUGGAACCUGCACACAUGUUUAGCAUAUUCUCCUUUCUUAUCAAGAGGCGCCUUCGCUGCUAAGGUCAUGUAUGGAGAAUGGAGGAAGGACGUAUCCCAAAGAUACUGCUAUAUGGAGAGUUGGCAGAGGGGACAAGACAUAUUGGACGACCGCGUCUGAGAUUUAUUGACGUUUGCAAACGAAGCAUGAGGGAAGCCAAUAUUGAAACAAACGAAUGGGAGUUCAUUGCCGAACAAAGCUCCGAAUGGUGAACAGUAGUGUUUGAAGGAGUAAAAAUAGGCAGAAGAUACUCGAAACGAGGCCCUUGAAUCAAAAAGAGCAAUUCGGAAAUCAAGAUCUUACCGGGAUUCAAUAUUCUCCUGCGAGAGAUGCGGCCGUGAUUACCAUUCUAGGAUUGGCAUAGUGAGCCACUCGUCAAAGUGUAGAACUAUAUAGCUACUCUAUCGUCUCACGUAGACGGAAGGAUGCCAUAUAACCAGUGUAAAUAGAACCGACAACUAACCAGUGUAAAUAGCACAGACAACAAACCAGUGUUAUUAGCACCGACAACUAACCAGUGUGAAUAGCACCGACAACUAACCAGUGUGAAUAGCACCGACAACUAACCAGUGUGAAUAGCACCGACAACUAACCAGUGUGAAUAGCACCGACAACUAACCCGUGUAAAUGGCAACGACAACUCAUCACUAGUUUAAAUACCAUAAAUAACUAACCAGUGUAAAUAUCUUUGUAUCUUAAUUCAUGGUAAAUUCCUGCUAUGGAUCGCCCAAGCUGGCGAGGAAGACUCACCUGGUUGAAGCACAUCAAAAGGCUAAACCGCUAAUUGCCAAGGAAUCCGCACAGCAAGAAAAAUCAAAAUCGUCUCUAAUCCCUCUAGGAACCUCCACCCCCACAGUGUGUCCUAAAUGCAGGGAAGCUUUCCAUGCACAAAUCGGACUGUCCGGCCACCUGCGUACUCACCGUUGAAUAUAGCCUUGUUCAUUUUCGCAUGCCAAGGACGAACAACAACAAGUCUAUAUCUGAUGCACCCACCUUGUUCUGUCGAACGCCAAGAUUUAACCCAAAAUGUUAACGAAGUGAUAGAAUAGACCUACAUCUCUCACCCGACGUCUAGUUCAACUAUUUUUGGACACAGAGCUGUUUCAUUAAAUGCCGUCACCAUUUCCAAUCCAAGGCCCGAUGCAUUUGAUAUUUUAAACAAAUAUUUAUCUAUUUUUCCCUGCAAAUGAGAAGGAUGAAUCUCCCCCCCCCCCCCCCCCCCCCCCCCCCCCGUUUUUUCCCCGCCAACCCAUUUUAAAAAAAUAAAGGAAUAGUUAUACAGAUAAAAAUAAAGGAAUAGUUAUACAGAUAAAAAUAAAGGAAUAGUUAUACAGAUGAAAGUAAAGGAAUAGUUAUACAGAUGAAAGUAAAGGAAUAGUUAUACAGAUGAAAGUAAAGGAAUAGUUAUACAGAUAAAAGUAAACAUUCUAUUCAUCACAAUAAAGGUCUCACAAAAAAAAGCAAAUACAUUCUGCAGCAGGAAGAAAAUGACGCCCCUCUAUGCAUAGAACCCCCACCCCCCUCCCCGCUUUUCCGGGGCGGAUCUACCCACUAACGAACCUCUUCUUACACCAGUGAAAAGAACUUUAAAAUUUUUUUUUUUUAACAAAGGAAACAUUUCUUAACGUAGUAUAACAAAUUAAAUGCCACUAGGACCAGUAAACAAAACGAAUUUAAAACAAACAGAAGGUUUUAAAACUUACCUAGCAGGAAUAAUUAGAACAACUUAUUAUUUUAAUUUUUUUUUUUUAUUUCAAUCUCUGUAUGUUUUAUCUCAAAGUAUCAAUUGAGGACAAGUCGUGGUACAACGCUGAAGGCACUGUACAACAAAAUCAGCUCUCAGAACACCUGGGUGGAGAGCUACAAGGAGGUAAGCGAAACAUAAGGGGAAGGGGGGAGGUGUCACAAGAACGAAAGCUGUCCAGUCUGGCAUUACAGAUGAAAGAAAUGUUCGGGGAGCCGUCAUUUUUUUUUUUUAAUAUUUAUUUCUUAAAAUGUUAAUAUUAAUAGUGGGGCCAUUUGACUCAAGGGUGUAAGGGUUCGAGAGUUAGUGGGACCAUUUGACUCAAGGAAGAUAAGGGGUCGAGAGUUAACGGGACAAUUUGACUCAAGCGAGAUAAGGGGUCGACAGUUAUAAGGAGAAUUUGACUCAAGGGAGAAAAGGGACGAACGUUAGUGGGACCAUUUGACGUAGAUGAGAGGGGGGGGGGCACAAUUUUGUCGGCGUCAUUUGACUGGGGCCUUACUUUCACAGGGCAAUCAACUAAACUAAGGGUUGGUGUGAAAAGAUCAGUAAUAGAAUAAGCCUAUAUUCUUAAAAUGUUUAAGCAAAAAUUCCCGGUUACAAUUAUAACAGCUUUUAAUUCUAAUUUGGAAUUUAACAAAAAAAUUAUUAGAAGUAUCACCCCCCCCCAAACCCCACCCCAUCCACGCGCCCUAAUCUCACAUGCACAAAAAUAUAAAUAAAAUUAAAUUAAAUAAUGGGUCUGGACUCCAGGAUAAAACUUUUCGUCUGUCACAUUUAUGUCACAAAUUCCUAGUUAUUAAAUGUUUUGUGAAUGUGUUAGUAGAUAUAUUAAUAUGUGCCAAUGUCUACGUAUCACAGGGAGUCUCCCGCGUCAAGGCUGCCAAAGGUCAUUUUGUUAUGUUCAUGGACUCCACCAGUGCCGAGUACUUCGCCAGGCAUAACUGUGAUCUCAUGAUCUACGGUGAGAACCUCUUCCCCUCAUCGAUGGCCUUCGCUGUCAAAAAGGGAUCCGUCUGGAGGUAAGUUAAAAAUGGGGGCGGUUUGUCUGUUUGAAGCCAGGGGCGCCAGCAUCAGGGUGGGGAGCCAAAUUCGUCUUACAAAUGAAAUGGACAUUUGUUGUUGAAUGUAGAUUUAUCUGGUCCGAGUGGUAUAGUAAUGGACCUGUUUAGUUCAGGGGUACAUUAAAUAUAGAAUGAUAAAUCUAGUCAUCAAGUAUGUUUAUAAAGAAAUGCUCGUCUUGUCCUUCGUAUGUUAAGAGAUGGGUUUUAUGUCCAUAGAAAGCAGAAGAAAAUGUUGUUCGUUUCUAGGGAGCUUGUGAUAACUUUAGGAAUAUUAUACAUUGAAAAUAGCAUCUCUUUUCUGGAAAAAAUGUGGUUUGCCCGUCGCACGCGAAGAUAACAAAGCCAAUGUUUGACUAUAGUGGCAGCCUUGACUUCAGCUGUAUUUUUUUAUAGAUAGUGGGGGGGGGAGGGGCGUUGUUCAGUUAGUCAGCCUCACUCUCUCGUCCUUGCCUAUUUGAUCCAUUGGCAAGACUCAGUCAAGACGACAGGAAAUAGACCAGGAUGCAGUAGAUGUGGUUUGCCCGUCGCACGCGAAGAUAACAAAGCCAAUGUUUGACUAUAGUGGCAGCCUUGACUUCAGCUGUAUUUUUUUAUAGAUAGUGGGGGGGGGGGGGCGUUGUUCAGUUAGUCAGCCUCACUCUCUCGUCCUUGCCUAUUUGAUCCAUUGGCAAGACUCAGUCAAGACGACAGGAAAUAGACCAGGAUGCAGUAGAUGACACCCUGUGUUGUUGUUAAUUUUUUUUUUUUAUUUGAGUGUUAAAAUGUCUUCUUCGAGUUUAGAAGUUACCUCUAUUUCCAUUGAGUCAAUGUCAUACUGCCUACGGGAUUCCAUCUCCGGGUUUGAUUUCAGAUUUUUUUUUUUUUUUUCAUGAAAAGUACAUACAAGAGUGAAGCAAGUGUACACCAACUCGAAACAAUCUUGGGUUCAACCUCAUUGGAGUUAGAAAUAUAUGUUAUGAAAUUUGUGUAUGUUUACCGAUUAUUUGGAAAAACUUUAAUGUAGAGCAUUUACAAGUUACUGUUGAAUUUAAGGAACAAGAUCAACGAUGCCCUCGUUGAGCUGCAGGAGGAAGGUUUCUUGACCCAGCUUAAGGACAAAUACUGGCGUUUCAGUGGAGCCUGUUCCAACAUUGACGGCAGGAAGUUCCAGGAGACAGGUAAGUGGCACGGUGUCACUGUAACAGAUUUGUUUAUCAUAGAACUACCGAAUAUUGGGGCUUUACCUGUAGAAAUCAGGGUGGCCUUAUGAUCAUUUAACAAAGUCAUAUUGACAAACCCGUUAGGAUAUUUACUUAUAAUUGUUUUUUAGCUUUUUAAGUUUAUUUCUAAAUUUGGGGAGAACAAAAAAAAGUACUCUGUAUAAAAAAUUGAUUAAAUCUUUGUUAUAGAGUGUGUGUUCACGUAGUUUUUGUUCACCACAAAUCAUCUCAUUCAACUGUACAAUCCCUCCCUAUUUUGUAUUUUGAUAGAGACGUCUCCGAUUAAAUGUGUAGAACCAGUCCAUUUGAUCCACCCUUCCCUUGACUGGGAAAAGUUUGUUAACGUUCGAAUACGUUCUAUUUUUUUCUAAAGAAUGCUAUCAGGUUGCGCUAUUUCUAGUGGGUUUUUUUUUUACAUGAGUACUCUAACCUUCACACUAUGCAUAAGACGGCAGCCUUCCAAUUGAAAAGAGAUAUUUGCUAUUUUUCCUAGACAUUUACGAGACGUAAUAUACUCUUUAUCUGUAUACCUAAAUCAAUAUUUGUAGAUUUCGAGGAUUGUACUUUUUCACGUUCUGUGCCGUAAAUUGUUACCUGUAUUUUAUCUCCGUCCAUUUGAUUUUGUAUUUUAUACAACUUUAAUCGUACCAUUAAAUUUAAAAGCGUUAGUAUCACUAGCGUUUGGCAUCAUUUGUCUUUGUGUGCUGGGUUUCACCUUUGCUACCCCUUGUUCAACACCCGAGCCAAACCUUAAAACUGAUUAAACCUGCGAAACCCCAUUUAACAUUUUUGGGCCUUGAUAUAUGUUUAAAAUAAAAUAUUGUUAGUUGUCAAGCCUGAUAGAAACCGUUAAUAAAGUUUAACUUCUCUGUGUCAAUAGUUUAGUCGUGAACAGUGCGUUGGGGACCGGUAUUAUAAAUACCAGGUAUUGAAAUCAAUGGACCGUGACCCACAAGUUGAGAUUGUUAUUUUUAUAUACUGAGUCUGGCAUUGGCCAACACUGAGUUUUAGUCGACGACGGUCUUAAUAAUAAAUAAUAAUAAAGUUCAUUUCAAAAACACGAUUCAUCCCCAAAGGCUCGAAGCACGCUACAAAGUCAACAAAAAACAAAUCUAUAAUUUACCACAUUUAAAACAAACGCAAUACUACAAAACUAAUUACAAGCAUACCAUGUCAAAGUCUUUCAACCCAUUUCAACCAUGAGCAACACAGCUAAUAUGCAUUAAAUGGAAAAUAUGGUAGACAAUCAUCCCAGAAAGUGUUUGCGAAAUAAAUGUGUCUUUAAAUCGGUUUUAAAGGACUCCAGUGUCUGGAUGUUUCUGAGAUCGAGUGGAAGGGCGUUCCAAAUUGUUGGACCAGCAAACGCGAAAGUGCGCUUUCCGCAAGUCUCAAGGCGAGCACGUGGUGUCAAGAGUUUGCCACUGUCGGAUGAGCGGAGUUGUCUAGUGGGUACAUAAGGCGUCAGCAGCUCUUUCAGAUAGGACGGUGCCAGGCCAUGUAGACAGCGGUAGCACAAAGUUGCGAUUUUGUACUCUAUGCGAGCACGCACCGGCAGCCAAUGCAACUCUCUCAGAAGUGAUUUUGCAUGGUCGAACUUGCUUUUGCGGAGAACAAUUCGAGCCGCAUUAUUCUGUGCUAUCUGAAUCUUAGAAGUCAAAAGAAAUGUUAGAAGACAAACUUCUUGUUUUUCGUUCAUCUCUGCUACUGCAGUAAAAUAAACAUUUUUUUCUUCUCUUUCCAUCCACUGGGUUACCUCUGCACUUUGCCCCAUCUACGCCAUCAUAAUCUCUGCUACACUGCAAAAAUAAAAUCCAAGUAUUUUCCUUCCAUCCUAUGGGUUACCUCUGUACUUUGCCCCAUCUACGCCAUCAUAAUCUCUGCUACACUGCAAAAAUAAAAUCCAAGUAUUUUCCUUCCAUCCUAUGGGUUACCUCUGUACUUUGCCCCAUCUACGCCAUCAUAAUCUCUGCUACACUGCAAAAAUAAAAUCCAAGUAUUUUCCUUCCAUCCUAUGGGUUACCUCUGUACUUUGCCCCAUCUACGCCAUCAUAAUCUCUGCUACACUGCAAAAAUAAAAUCCAAGUAUUUUCCUUCCAUCCUAUGGGUUACCUCUGUACUUUGCCCCAUCUACGCCAUCAUAAUCUCUGCUACACUGCAGAAAUAAACCCCAAGUAUCUUCCUCUCAUCAGCUGGGUUCCUCAGCACUCUGCCCAUCUACCCGGUCACCCUAAAGGACAUGGCGGUCGCCAUCUUGUUGCUGUUCCUCGGCUUCAUCGCCGCCAUGGUCUUCCUGGUCAUUGAGAUCGUCCACUACGCCGUCACCAAGAAGGUGAGUAUUUGGGUGAGUACCAUUGGUCAGUCUUGACCAAGGACCAAGGAUCAGCGUCUCGCACGACCUGUGAGCUUGGUAACACGGGUGAGCACGUCAUCCAGACAUGAGCGAGUAUUUUUGAUGUGACUGUGUAUUCGAAUACAAAUAGCCUUGUUAUCAAACACGUAUGUUCGAAUAUUGUUCUUUAAAAUAUCGAUUUAUGGACACCAUGUAAGUAAUCGACUUCAUAUCUAUUUAUCCGAUUUUCUGACAUUUCUUAGAUUUUACAAAUAUUUUCACGCACUCUUUUUUUAUAACUCUUAAAAUUAAAUAUCUUCGGUAGCAACAAUAAAAACAUUUCUUUUUAAAUUCAUAGAGGUGCCAUUAGUUAUGGCUUCCAUUUUAGCUGUGUAAACUUAUUAGCCAUGAAAGCUUUUCAACAAAUAAUAAUAAUAAUAUAAAUAUAAAUAUUUAUAUCUAAAUUAUAAAAUAAUACUAAAUAGAUUAUUUCAAUAUUUUCUAAAAGUAAAAAUUUGUUUUUUUAUGGACUAGACCAGUGGUUCUUAACCUGGGUUCGAUCAGUCAGUCUCAGGGGUUCGGUGGAGGUCCAAAAAAAAUCAGAAAAAAAACAUAUUUUAUUUUUUCUAUUAAGAAGGGUUGGGUGAAUGCGCAUAUGAAACUGGUGGGGUUCAGUACCUCCAACAAGAUUAAGAACUACUGGACUAGACGCAAUCUUAAAGGUUCAGAAAAUGUAUUCAUAAUUAGGAUCAAUAGAUUGAAUACACGCUUCUUCGCUCUGUUUAUAAAUGUAUUUUUAUUAUAAACUCCAGGGCAAGAAGAUUGAGCGCCCAAAGAUCUUGAAGAACGCCCCCAAGAUCUUCCGCCCCAAGACCAAGGCGGCCAAAGCCAGUCCUACUGACGUAGAACUAGGGGAGGAGGCCGGUCCCUCAUCUGAUGGACUCGAGAGUGUCCCCCUGGAGGACGCCGAGGAGCCCGGAGCCAGCAGUGGUGAUGAACUCCGUGGGGAGGAGGCGCAGAAGGCUUAGGUCCCCCUUGUACCAAGAUAAUUUGUUUAGCUAGGUCUUAAUUAACUAAGGUUUCUUGGUCAUUUGUAAAAAAAAAAAAAAACUUAUUUGUGUAAACCGAUUGUGGUUGCAUGAUUAAUUUAAUGAGCCCGUUUAUUCCAAACUUGAGAGCCAGUGUGUGUCUGGGCUUGUGCUUAACCAUCACAUGAGAGCCAUGACGUAAACUAGUGUAGAAUAAAUAAAUAUAACAUUCAUAAAUAAAUUGACAACCACCGAAGAUGAAAAAAAAAACCUGCUGUUAGAUUUUAAUGUCGAUUAAGCUCUGACGAUGGCAAGUCUUGAGAGGAUCAUUUCAAAUUCAAAUAAUUUUGAAUAUUUUUUUAUAAACUCACCUGAAUUUUUUUUUUAUUUGUUUGAAAUAUGACAUUAAAGAUUAGCACCGGAUAAACAAUUUUUAACCGCUACCAUCAUCUUCAACGAAGCCUUUCAGAGAUUGAAGUUUAGCUUAGAUUUGAUUCAUCGUUGUGACAUGUGAUUUGUAAAACUUGUUCUGAUUGGCUAUGAAGAAGGCGAGUGUAGGAAUGAAUAUGACGUCAUUUUCAUUUAUUGUUUUUAAAAAAAAUAGAAAUGUUGUGCUAUUUUAUUUGACAUUUUAACUACUUGAUAGUUUUAUAACUUUUAAAAUCUUUUUAAUUUGUUUUAACUAUUGGAAAAUUCCGUGAGGGAUUUGAUUAUGUGAUCACAAUUUAUUUAUUUUUUUAUUUUACUUUCACGUUGCUUUGUACUUGCGCCUCUCUCACUCUCUCUCUCUCUCUCUCUCUCUCUCCAUCUGUUAGUUAUGAAUGUGUUCCAUUAUUCUCUUCUAUAUCUCAUUCCAUUUUUACGUUAUAUAAGUGAUCCCAUUUUAUCUUAUUUAUAGUAAUUUUUUUUUUGAUUCGCUGCAGAAUCGGCUCUUUCCCCUCCCUUUUUUUAAAUUAUUAUUAUUGUUUUCUAUUCUCAUUUUAAAAAAAAUAUAUUUUUUGUUGGUGGUCUAUUUAUAACAGUAUUGUACUGACACUAUAUGAACAUAGCUUUACAUGUACAAUUUAUUUUGCGAUGUAUGUUUAAAUUUACACGGAGUUUAGUUUAAACCUAACACUUUAGAUAAUGCACGUGCUCCCGAAUUUCGUUGACACUUCCACAUAAAAGCAACACUAGGGUAAAAGCCUCAGACCGGCUACUCUCAAGCGCAUGCGCGAUGAGUGAUCUGGUCUAGUGCGCUUCCUGUUAGUCACCGCCGAUUGGCUGAUUCUUGUCAGUUAGACACUUGUCAUUAAGUAGGUUGUAAUGGAUUUAAUUAAAAUCUAAUCAACAGUUUCAAGACUCUGCCACUAGGCUGGAUUAUUUAUUUUUUGAAAACUUGAUCCUUAUAGUAUUAUAGAUGUUUUUGUUUUUUUUAAAUGAUGAUUUAUACACGGCUAUAACUGUUACCGUUUUCGGUAAAUCUUGCUUUGCUGUUGCAAAAUAGAUGCAGAAAGAUUGCUGAAAUACAACUGAAAUAGUGCUUAAAAUAAUGAUAUCACACAUAAAAUAAUAAGGAAUUAACCAUUAAAGGGUAGCUUAUAGAGUUUUCUUUUCUUUUUCAGCCAUUUUCUUGCCAAUGAGUCAAUUUUUUUUUUAAAAAGAGAACUUACAAAAUCGUUUUAAAAGUUUUUUUUUAAAAAAGUGGAAAAAAUCAAGUAAAUUAACCAAAUUGUAAAUGUGAAAUGGGUUGCUGGAAUGUUUUACAACUUUCGAAAGGAUUGUGCUAAUCCAGUUCUUAAAGAUUUGAUUUUAAAAAGAAAAUUAAUAUAUCGCAGUGAAAAUCAUUUUAAUUUUUUUUUUCUUUUAAUUUUGUGGGCCAUUUUAACUUUGCAAAAAAAUGAUAAAACAAAAUAAAAAUAUAACAUGAUAAUUUUAUUUUAAGUAUUUAUUUAUUUGGUUCAAUAUCAUUUUCUGGUGGGGGGAAAUAAUCAUCUUUGAAUUUAAAUCUUAAAAUUCUCUUCACAUUUCGAUAGUUGUUAACUAAGGAAAGUCUUUUAUUUGAAGGAAGAAAAUGUUUGAUAAUUAAUUUGUUAUCAUUAUUUUUUUUAAAAUAAUAAUACCAUUGAAAUAGCCAGCAGUUUACCUCGUGUCGCUUUUAUGUACAUAUUUAUUUAUUUUAUUGUUGCGUUUUUAAAGUCAAAUUAUUGUUUUGUUUAUUUUGCUUGCACAGAACUCUUGUCUACUGUUGAGUAGUUUGCUAUUUAUACUUCAAACUUUAUUACAAUACGUUAUGUAUACUUUAUGUAUAUCCUACGUGCCCUGGUGCCUUAAAUAAAAAAGCGACGG